[Torrubiella] hemipterigena is the source of this 342-nucleotide messenger RNA. NCBI's taxonomy places the organism in Eukaryota, Fungi, Ascomycota, Sordariomycetes, Hypocreales, Clavicipitaceae. The record is from the annotation of a GenBank genome assembly.
AUGCUGUCAGGCUUUGAUGAUGGCCUACUGCACAACUAUCUCAACGACGAUGGCUGGUUUGGCGAGAUAUCUGGCACGGCGCUGCUAACGGCCGUUGCCUACCGCAUGGCCGUCAAUGAUCAUGUCAAGUUCCCUCAAAAGUACAUUGACUGGGCGGAUACCAACCGCAAGGCAAUCGCCAGACAUGUCAAUGACAAGGGCGUCGUGUCGCCUGCGGUUAAUCCCUUGGGCUGGCAGGACCGCAAGAAGUUCACGACUGGCUCCCCGGAGGGUCAGGCGUUUGUGGUCUUUUUGUACACGGCCUACCGCGACUGUGUCAACAAGGGUGUCUGCAAGCAGUAG